This is a messenger RNA of Scaptodrosophila lebanonensis, 2910 nucleotides long. RefSeq names its product TBC domain-containing protein kinase-like protein. The transcript is spliced from 6 exons. The coding region runs from base 256 to 2754 and encodes 832 amino acids. Gene Ontology annotation, biological process: protein phosphorylation; activation of GTPase activity. Gene Ontology annotation, molecular function: ATP binding; protein kinase activity; GTPase activator activity. The record is from RefSeq and is a predicted model, not a curated record. Lineage: Eukaryota; Metazoa; Arthropoda; Insecta; Diptera; Drosophilidae.
UUACAUGCUUUGCAUACUUCAAAAUGCGACAUAUAUUAAUUUCCCUGCUAUGCACCAACCAUAUUCUGACGUCAUACGAAGAGAAUCCGAAUAAUGGACCUGCGCAGUGCCAUACCUUCUAGUCUCUGUUUGCCACGGAUUGUGUGCGUGUGUUUGUUUGAGUGAGCGAGCGAAUAAUUGUUGCUGUUGCUGCCUGUGCUUGGCAAUUUGAAGAAAAAGCGGCUGAAAUAUUGUUGUGGACAUUCGCUGCAACAAAUGGCCAAUGCUCCACUAAAUACAAAAUCAAAUGCAAACCCAAAUGCCACGGCAACAGCACAGCCUGCCAAAAUCGAGACACGCCUCUGCGCCAUCACAUUUUUUGCAAGACUACAUCCGGGCGAUGUGUGCGGGAGCAACGGCCUACCGUUGACGCCCAAUUCGAUAGCAAUUUUGGGGCGUGCACAGCGUUUGCGGGAGCUGGAGCACGAGAAUUUGUGUCAGUAUCUGGACGUGAUUCGCGGCAAGCAUGAACGCACCAUUGUUGUGUCCGAGUACUCAGGCUGCACACUGGAGGAGCAUGCCAAACGAUCCUCAUUGAGUCAAACACAGAUUUUACGCAUUUUCUACCAAGUUGCCUGCGGCAUCAAUGUCCUGCAUGCGCACAAGCUUGUCGUUCACAACCUGGAGCCUAAGCAUAUACUUAUCCAGGAGCAGGAUCACGUUAAGCUCUUUAACUACGGGCUCUACCACAUGACCAAGGGCGGUGCCUAUGUGCCAUUUCCGAUUGGCAACAUCCGUUACAUGGCGCCAGAGCGCCUCCUAGGCGCCAAUGGCAACAUAAAAAGCGAUGUCUGGGCAUUGGCUAUGAUGAUGCUGGAGCUACUGCUACAGACGACACUGUGGCCCAAGUUGAAACUAUCGAAUAUUGCACGCAAGAUUCUUGCCUUCGGACGCAGCAACAAUGUGCUGGAGAGGAUUGCCCGCGAGCACGAUUGCUACAAUCUAUACCAGCAGCUGGAUGUGGAUGUACGUGCUUUGCUGGAGCGUUGUCUGAGCGUGCCGCUGUCGCAGCGUCCCUUACCCAGCGAGCUGCUGGCGUACCCAUGCUUUGAUCCACAGCGUGAGGAGCUCCGAGCACCAUCAAACGGCACAGUGGACGCAGCCCCGUUGCCGCUUCUCCUGCGCUGCCCGCUCUCGCAGAUCUACCAUCUGUGGCAGCUGGCCGGCGGCGAUGUGCAGGCGGAGCUCAAGAAGGAGGGUCUCAUACGCAGUGAGGCACCCAUUUUGGCUCUGCCGCAGGUGGUCCGUCUAAAUGGCAGCAGCGCAGGUCCCAAGCGCAGUCAAUCCUAUCUAAUGGAUGAUCGCAUUGUGCCGCUGAAAUUAAAUACGCUGGUGCAACGCCUGCGCCGACUGCCCGCCUCUGUCUACUUUCCGUUGAUACACUCACCCCGCUUCCCCUAUGAGUUUGCCGGAGAGAUGCAGCAGCUGCCGCUAGUGAUACGGGAACGAGAUAUUGAAUACCAGUUUCAUCGGGUUCGCCUGUUCGCGCGCCUACUGCAGGGCUACCCUCAUACUGCCGAGCUUCUGCAGAGGGAGGCGGCCGUAGACAUUCCGCCACUGUUGCGCGGUCCCGUCUGGGCUGCCCUGCUCGAGGUGAUUCCCAAUUCUAGCUAUGCCAAGAUUGACAAAUUCACAGCCACAUCCACGGACCGACAAAUCGAGGUCGACAUACCGCGCUGCCAUCAGUAUGACGAGCUACUAUCCUCGCCGGACGGCCAUCGCAAGUUGAAGCGUCUGCUCAAGGCCUGGGUGACUGCCCAUCCCCAGUAUGUGUAUUGGCAGGGAUUGGACUCCCUGACGGCACCAUUUCUGUACUUGAACUUUAACAAUGAGGAAUUGGCCUUCCUCAGUCUUUUCAAAUUUAUUCCGAAAUAUCUGCAGUGGUUCUUCCUGCAGGACAACUCGGCCAUUAUACGGGAAUACCUGAGCAAAUUCUCUCAACUGACCGCAUUCCAUGAGCCGCUGCUGGCCCAGCAUUUGGCAAGCAUUAAUUUCAUACCCGAAUUGUUUGCAAUACCCUGGUUUCUGACCAUGUUCUCGCAUGUCUUUCCGCUACAUAAGAUAUUGCAUCUGUGGGAUAAGCUCAUGCUUGGCGACAGCUCCUACCCGCUCUUCAUUGGAAUCGCCAUUCUGAAGCAGCUGAAGAGCACGCUCCUCACAUCCGGCUUUAACGAGUGCAUUCUUCUUUUCUCCGACCUGCCCGACAUUGUGAUGGAGACUUGUGUGAUCGAGUCCCAAAAGAUGUAUGAGUCCACGCCUAAGAGCAUAACGCAUCGCAAGCACGCCCUGCGACAACAGCCCCCACAGACUCUGGAUAUAGGCAUCGAUGAUGUCGAACUAAAGCAUUUAUUGGCAGAGCAAUGCCCACGGAUAAGCGCCAAGGAUGUCCUGCAUUUGGUGCAGCAUGCGCCCGGCGAGUUGGCGCUCAUCGAUCUGCGGAGCGUUGUGGAAUUCGCUCGCGUACAAGUGCCGCACAGCAUCAACAUACCCUUUGCCACGGUGCUGCUCGGCGAACAGCGUCUGGACGCGCUCAAUGUGCCCCAACUAGAGAUGCAGCUGCGUGGACGCGUCGUCGUUUGUGUCAGCAACAUACAUCAGCAUGCCGUUGAGUUCUCUCAGUUUCUGGUGGCUUGUGGCAUACUUCGCACUUGCAUUUUACACAAGGGCUUCAACGUGCUGCACUCCAUCGAGCCAAAUAUUCUCAUCUCCACAUGAGGCAGGCGACCGGCAUCUUACCUCUCAUGCAUAUAUACAUACAUACACUGUUAAUUCUCCCUGCUUCGUAUUACUCCCCCCUAAGCAUAAUUCCCCAAAGUAUAUUAUAUUAUAUAUUGUAAAUGUAUAUAAAACUGUUUUGUAAUAAUAAAAAGC